Molecule: messenger RNA, 1552 nt
Organism: Radiomyces spectabilis
Lineage: Eukaryota; Fungi; Mucoromycota; Mucoromycetes; Mucorales; Radiomycetaceae
Product: ankyrin repeat-containing domain protein
Exons: 1
Coding region: 250-1476 (408 amino acids)
Molecular function (GO): protein binding
Source: RefSeq, a predicted model, not a curated record
CUUCACUUCAAAAAAUUCGCAUGCAAAUUGUUAUGAUGAUUUCUGCCUUUGUUGCUGAUAUUUGAUAUUUGUAUUACGGUCACCGUGAAUGUGGCUAAAGCGAAAUUCGGCUGCAUAAUUGUUAGCAACCUUUUUCUACCACUCAGAACAGGAUAUGGAAGCUUCUUGGAAACGGAGAUAGGUGUGGCGGUUAUUGAAACGUUAGAAAUUGAUGGUUGUUUUUCCUUUUUCACCAGUUUGGUAGUCACCAUGACCGAAACCAAUAAGCGAAGGCACGAAAGCCCUACAGAGGAUACCUCAGCGGCGAAAAAAGUAGACCACAAGUGCUCCCCCCUCGACGAUGCCAACAAAGAUAUUUGGAAGUCGGUGAACUUGAAUAAUUUUGAUAUCAAAGUGUUGUACCAGUAUAUCCGGUCAGGCGGCGAUGUGCACAUGCUCAGUGCCGAUGGUUACGGAAUUUUGUACUUGGCAGCCCAUCACAAGAACAUUGAAGCGCUACGGUUGUUACUAUUGCAACCGCAUAUAGACGUCAAUGCAUCCCACGGUCCACACAACGAACGAGCAUUACAUGCAUCGAGCAGUGCAGGCCAUUUUGAUGCUGUGGAAUUAUUACUUGAAAACGAAGCCAAUGUGGAUGUGACGGAUGCGCUCGGACACACGCCACUUAGCAACUCACUGUUUGCCAAGUCGUUUCCAUGCACCGAACUUUUGCUGAAAGCCGGUGCCUCGAGGGACAUUCAAGACAGUCAAGGCAAUUACCUCAUCCAUCUAGCGGUGAGUAAUGACUUUAUUGAAGCGGCUAAAGUCUUUCUUCAAGAUGCAUCCAUGAUUGACAAACCCAACGCACGAGGGUUGUCACCGUUGGCGCUGGCUAUCAGUCUAGGUCAUAUGGACCUCAUGCGGGUUAUUUUGGACCAUGGGGCGGAUGUCAACAAUCGAUCAAAGUUAACGACGGUGCUCCAUUUAGCAGUUCAAUGGAAUCGUUUUGAGGCCGUUCAGGCUUUGGUGGAACGAGGAUGCAACGUCAACGUGAUUAAUGCCAUGGAAGAAACACCACUGUAUGUGGCGGUUCAACAGCGAAAAAUCGAUCUUGUACGAUAUCUUGUCGAACAUGGAGCUGAUCCUACCUAUUCCAUCCACGAUACCUCCGUGAACAUGCCACUGCUGUAUGCCGCGAACCAUGGAUACAACGAAAUGUGCAUAUUACUUGUUACGAAAAAGACAUCCCGAGACCUCUUGAACAGAGCGGCCACCAUGAGUCAGCGAAACCAUUUCUUUGUCACAGCCAAAAUUUUACGGGAACAAGCGAUGAAACGCAACGCUGUAACCGUCAAAUCAGUUAUUGAAGAGCCUGCCGAUGCCGAUUUCAGUUCGCUGAUCAAUCUCGAAAGCGAUGACGACGACGACGACGACGAAAAGGCCAACAUCGAUAGCAGGUCGUGUCUGGAAUCCACUGCGGAAAAGAAACCAUCAUGACACACCUACACAUACAUGCGGGACAGCAAUAAAAAAAAGAAAUGGAAGCUCUUCGAUAGAUUGUAGAGAAAAUAUA